CUGGUACAGGGGGUUAGUGAAGUGAUUGUGGCGCCUAGGGACUGAAGGCACUAUUCCACUCCAGUCAGGUAUUAUACACUGAGAAAUGUCUACAUUAGUUCUCCAGAGCUCCCUGCCAAGCGAGCCAGCGCAGGCAAGAGACGGGAACCCCUGCCAUGGAAAACCUCUCGCUAGAAGAUUGUAGUGGAAGCCUGGCGUGAUCUCAGCAUCUAGGAACCUGUGGGCACCGAUCAAUCGGUACAAUAGAGCAGAGGCAGGCUGCAAUAGCGUGCAGAGCAGACGUCUCUCCUCGUUCCUAGAAAACUGGGAGCCUCUGUACCAUGUCAUAUCCUCAGUUCGGAUACCCUUACUCUUCUGCACCCCAGUUCCUGAUGACCACCAAUUCCUUGACUACUUGCUGUGAGUCUAGUGGCAGGACUCUGACAGAAUCGGGGGCUGCCGCCUCGGCUCAGACCCCGGUCUAUUGUCCUGUAUACGAAAGCCGGCUGCUGGCUACAGCCAGACAUGAGCUCAAUUCUGCGGCUGCCUUAGGAGUCUAUGGAAACCCUUAUACAAGCACCCAGGGCUAUGGAAACUACGUUACCUAUGGCACUGAAGCCUCUGCCUUCUAUUCCUUGAAUAGUUUCGACGCCAAGGACGGGGCUGGCUCUGCGCAUGCGGGCAUCACCCAGGCCGCUGCCUACUACCCCUACGAUCACACGCUCAGUCAGUAUCAGUACGACAGGUACGGCACGAUGGACGGGGGCACACGCAGGAAGAACGCCACGCGGGAGACCACCAGCACGCUCAAGGCCUGGCUGCAGGAGCACCGCAAGAACCCCUACCCCACCAAGGGCGAGAAGAUCAUGCUGGCCAUCAUCACCAAGAUGACCCUCACGCAGGUCUCCACCUGGUUCGCCAACGCCCGGCGCCGGCUCAAGAAGGAGAACAAGAUGACCUGGCCUCCCAGGAAUAAAUGCUCGGAGGAGAAGAGACCCUACGAGGAAGAGGAGGAGGAAGAGUCGCAGGAAGACAAUAUGAAGAGCGAGAAAAACGAGGAGCCCGCGAGCAAAGAGGACAAGGAGCUGGAGCUGAGCGAUUUGGACGACUUCGACCCCAUGGAGUCGGAGAGCUCGGAGUGCGAGAUGAAGCCGCCCUUCCCAGCCCUGGAGGGCAGCCAGAUGCGGGCCGCCGACACGUGUGCCGGCGACCACUGCAAGGAGCCUGCCCUCAAGAUGCCCAUCCCGGCCGGCGCCAUGGAGGAAGACCUGGAGCGAGCUAAAAACUGUCUCAAGAGCGUGGUGGACGAGUGCGAGCAAGACCUGAUCCACGCCAGGCAGAGGAGCUGCGAGUCCAAAAUGUGCUUCCAGCAGGGGCAGCAGAUCCUGGAGACCAAGCCCAGGAUCUGGUCCCUGGCUCACACCGCCACUUCCCUGAACCAAACUGAGUACCCUUCCUGCAUGCUGAAGCGCCAGGCCGUGCCCUCCUCCGCCGCGGUGUCUGCCCCUGUGGGGGUCAUUGACAGGCACCAGGAUUCCCCAGUCACCAACCUCAGGAACUGGGUGGACGGGGUGUUUCACGACCCCAUAUUCAGACACAGUACUUUGAACCAAGCCCUGAGCAACACCACAGUUUCCUGGGCCACCACCAAAGGGGCCAUUCUGGAAACGGGGUCCCUGGGACGCUCAGUCGGGAACAGUGCCAGCGUGCUCAAAGGGCAGCUGGCAACCUUGUCUCACCAGGACUCCAGCAAGGACUUCCUUGCCUUUCCCAAAUCAGGAAGCAAAAUGUUUUGUUCCUAACAGCCCACCACGUGGCAAAGGACUGUCUAGCUACGUGAAGAGUCGGACACACCGAGAAAGAGACUUGGAAGAGUUUAAAUUUAAAAUCUAAAACUUUUGUAAAAUAGCAGAGCAACAACGACAAUAACAAGGAUUUAAUGUUCAGUUUGCUUAGUUAAACGGACAGACUUUCUCCAUUCCUGGUUUGAAGAAUUUCUCUUGGCUGCGACUGGAAGGGAUCAGUGUCGUGAAAAUGAUUUAACUCCAUGACUAAACAGCACGUACCCUAGUGUAGACCUACUUAAAAGUUUACAUCCAAAAGUUUACAAACGAGAAAUUUUAAUUCAGAGAUUUAAUUUAAGGCAUGCCAAUAUUAGUUAUGAAGACUUCUCAGACUUUUUUUCCUUCUGAUUUCAUCUUUAGCAUCUAAUUCACAAACAAGCACUUCUACCGAGUUUACACUAUUGCACACAACUUAACUUGACAAAUGAGAUAUGUUAACAGGUAUGUUCACUCCAAUAAAUUGUCUGUUUCAGAGGUUAAAUAAACGAGUGGUGGCGUGUUGCAUUACAAAAUGGACAUUUUCCAGCCUUAGCAUUCGCUUUCCAGCAAUUGAAAGGAAUGCCAGGAUGCUGCAUUAACGGUACAAGAAAGCUGUAGAAAGUCCCGAUAAAUCAGUAGCAGCACUGCAAGCAACUAUCUUGAAAUCAGAGACCGGUGCUUCUUCAUUGGGCCUUUUGGUUCUUUCUUGUGUUAAAGGAACCAAAACACCCAGACAUCUGAGAUCCGGAGGUAAAUGGUGUUUCAGGAAUCAAGCAUCCAGAUCUCUGAGAUCCGGAGUGAAAUGGUGUUCAAGGAAUCAAGCAUCC
Alligator sinensis (Chinese alligator) is the source of this 2629-nucleotide messenger RNA. It is a transcript of the gene IRX4, whose product is annotated as iroquois homeobox 4. The record is from RefSeq and is a predicted model, not a curated record. The transcript is spliced from 6 exons. Gene Ontology annotation, cellular component: nucleus. Lineage: Eukaryota; Metazoa; Chordata; Crocodylia; Alligatoridae. Bases 321 to 1781 code for a protein of 486 amino acids. Gene Ontology annotation, molecular function: RNA polymerase II cis-regulatory region sequence-specific DNA binding; DNA-binding transcription factor activity, RNA polymerase II-specific. Gene Ontology annotation, biological process: neuron differentiation; regulation of transcription by RNA polymerase II; cell development.